AUGGGCGAAGCGGGGUUCUCGUUCCCGUCUUUGGAGGAGAAGGCUCCGUCGGGGAGCCUGGGGCCGCCGCUGACGCUGCAGAGCACGGUCAAGUGUGCGGGGCAGGGAGGGGAGAAGCCCGUCGACAUUCAGAGGCCGCCAGCCUCUGGGCCACCAGAGGGGCCACGGGCCGCGAUGGGCCGGAGCAAGGUGCCGUUCGAGAAAGGCUUCAGCCAGAUGGACUGGAUGCGGCUGACCAAGACGGACCCAAAUCUGAACGGUCUCAACGGGGCGCGGCCGUCGAAGAAGAUCACCCUCGAGGAGCUCGGGCAGCACAGCACGCCGGAGGACGCCUGGAUGGCCGUGCGAGGAAAGGUGUACAGCGUCACGAAGUACGCCAACUACCACCCCGGGGGCGCCAAGAUCCUCCUGGCUGCGGCGGGGAAGGACGCGACGAAGCUGUUCGAUCGGUAUCACCCCUGGGUCAACGUGGAGAUGAUGCUAGCCAAGGCGUACGUCGGCAGGCUCGAGCCCCCGCCUGCCGCACCACAGGAAGCACAGCCAGGGAGCUGA
Messenger RNA from Pedinophyceae sp. YPF-701, 552 nucleotides. The record is from the annotation of a GenBank genome assembly. Lineage: Eukaryota; Viridiplantae; Chlorophyta; Pedinophyceae.